This is a messenger RNA of Phaeodactylum tricornutum CCAP 1055/1, 1473 nucleotides long. RefSeq lists its product with no specific name. The coding region runs from base 196 to 1239 and encodes 347 amino acids. The record is from RefSeq and is a predicted model, not a curated record. The transcript has a single exon. NCBI's taxonomy places the organism in Eukaryota, Bacillariophyta, Bacillariophyceae, Surirellales, Neidiaceae.
GAAUUCCGAAAGAUCUUUUCAGUUAGAAAUGGCUCAAGCUAUUUUGGAGAAUCCAACAUUUUGCAUGCUUACACACACUACCCGAACUCAGAUUCGAGCCCGUUGCCCAACAGAACAUUAAAAAUCCAUGCUUGUCUCUUCUCACAAUUGGAAAGAUCGGCAACUCGACAAGCAUCUAUAAAAAAAAGAUCCAUCAUGUAUUCCAUCAAGCCAACCAUUGGGGCCAUGCGCCACCAGUCCGAUCUCCGCCAGAUUGCUGGCCUGAUGCUUAUCACCGGUAUCUGCGCCAUCUUCCAACCCAUCGGAAAUGUCGCUUCGCUCAUUUCCCCCGGUAAUACCUCCACUACGGGCGUUCCUUUCUCGGCGCUCAUGGGAGGGCUCAGUCUUGUGUCGAUGGGCAUUAUCUCACUUUUUAUUGGGUACAACCAGCUUGUUCACGAUUGGGGCAACAAAACUUUGACGCUCUUUGCCAUUCUUUUGACGCAAACGGGUUUCAUUCCAUACUUGACCGACAUUUCCGAUGUAGGACAACAGGCUCGUAGCGGUGCUGCAUUUAUUCCGGAAGCCUACAACGCUUCCGAGUCGGCCGUACGAUUCGUCGGUGCCAUGGGAAUCCUAGGCAUCAUGGCUUACGGCUUCAGCUUCAUCGGCGCCUUUUCUUUUUUGCAAUUCAGUCUCUACACAUACCAGACCGGCAAUCACCGACAGCGCAGUGCCCCAUACUUCCACGGACGCAUGACCUUCUACGCUUUCACGUUGUUCAUGGCAGGCCUCUCGCAGCUCAUGCUUGGUAGCUUUAUCAUGGCCAACUACGGUGGCGGAGUUUUGGAAAAAGGCACCAUUGGGGUCGCUAUGUACGUGGUCAACUUUCCGGCCAUAAGUAUCUUUCUCGGUUUGAUUCAGAUUUUCAACGCCGUCUGGGGGUUGGCCCGGUCGUACGGAGUUGGAAUUUUCGGCACUAACGAUCAAAGCUUCCAAAUGUCCAUGUUUGUGGGCUGGUUCUUGCAGCUUGUGCUUCAAGUGCUUGUGCAGGUCGGAUAUGUCCCGGGAGACGGCUUGGCCGUGGCGGCACCCUCGAUUACGGCUUUGUCCUUGGGCUUGAACCUCAUGCCUGCCUACCUGGACUACAAGGCCCGCACUCUACCGGAAGAAAUCCCGACGACCUACUACGGAACAGGGGAAGAAAAGUCCGUCGCCGAUUCGACCAUCCCUCACGCCGGCGCCGAGAUGGAAGCGUAAAUGCGAUCUGAUUGCGUGUGGUCGCUGGUGACGGUGUCCGAUCGACGGAAGACGGGGGGAGCGCUCACCAUGGACGUUGAUACAAAACUCUGUCAUUUUCCACCGACUGAUCGGUUUCCUGACAGCUUUAUCUUUCAUGACACAUUACGCACAAAGUAAUUUAUGUUUCUCCUGACUUUGCAUAUUAUGAACCUACACACACACACACACACACACACACACACACACACACAC